Messenger RNA from Oryza brachyantha (malo sina), 1296 nucleotides. Its product is annotated as gamma-glutamyl hydrolase 2-like. The transcript is spliced from 10 exons. Gene Ontology annotation, molecular function: gamma-glutamyl-peptidase activity. The coding region runs from base 59 to 1075 and encodes 338 amino acids. The record is from RefSeq and is a predicted model, not a curated record. Gene Ontology annotation, biological process: tetrahydrofolylpolyglutamate metabolic process. NCBI's taxonomy places the organism in Eukaryota, Viridiplantae, Streptophyta, Magnoliopsida, Poales, Poaceae. Gene Ontology annotation, cellular component: vacuole.
CUUGCAUCUCACCUGCCCACCUACUCUCCCCUCUCCCCUCCUCUCUCGCGUCGCGGAGAUGAGUUCGAGUUCUCCUCUGCCUCGCCUCCUCCUGCUGCUGCUGCUGCUGGUCGCCGGGCCCUCGGCGGCGGCGGCGGCGGAGGGGGUCAUCCGGCUGCCGAGCGGGCGGGCCUGCGCGGCGCCGCCGGACCCGGCGGCGUACGGCCGCCCGGUGAUCGGCGUCGUGUCGCAUCCGGGGGACGGCGCGGGCGGGAGGAUCAGCAACGGCACGGCGACGUCCUACAUCGCCGCGUCCUACGUCAAGUUCGUCGAGUCCGCCGGGGCGCGCGUCGUCCCGCUCGUCUACAACGAGCCCGAGGAGCGGCUCCUCGAGAAACUGAAUUUGGUUAAUGGCGUGCUGUUUACUGGUGGGUCAGUGAAGAGUGGUCCAUAUUUUGAGACCAUAAAAAAGGUGUUUCAGUAUGUCUUGGACAAGAAUGAUGCAGGGAUUCCAUUUCCACUGUUUGCACAGUGCCUUGGUUUUGAGCUUGUAAGCAUGAUCAUCAGCAAGGACAAUAAUAUCUUGGAGACAUUCAGUGCCGAAAAUCAAGCAUCUACUCUUCAGUUUCCCAAUUACUCUUCACUUGAGGGAUCAGUAUUUGAAAGAUUUGAUCCUGAUCUCAUCAAGAAACUCAGCACCAGUUGUCUUGUGAUGCAAAACCACAGAUAUGGUAUAUCACCCAAGACAUUGAGAGAGAAUGCUGCCUUAUCAAGUUUCUUCAAGAUUCUGACUACAUCACCAGAUGAAAAUGGCGAGGUCUAUGUCUCAACCGUGCAAGCAAACAAAUAUCCAAUCACAUGCACUCAGUGGCAUCCUGAGAAAGCUAUUUUUGAGUUUGGUAAACCGAUGAUUCCACACAGUGAGGAUGCUGUCCAAGUGACACAAAAUUUUGCCAACUAUUUUAUCAGCCAAGCCCGCAAGUCCCCUAACAGGCCUCCCGCUGACAAGGUGCUGGACAAUCUGAUUUACAACUACAGUCCUACGUUUACUGGGAAAAAAUCGAAAUCAUUCGACGAGGUCUACAUCUUCUCCUAACGGCCGACCUGAUGAUUGCAAGUCUUAGCUAUUGUAUUGUACAUGGUGUAUCAAUGGGCAUACAAAGUUCUUCACUUUGUAUGCCCAUUGUGUAUCAAUUGUGUCGUACUGGCUCUGUAAUUUAUCAGAUGAAUCCAGGAGCAUAUUUGGCUCCGUACCGUGGACAAAACAACCAUGGUCGCUGCCAUCCAAAUAUUUUGAACUGCUCGACUUUUUGUCUA